Pestalotiopsis fici W106-1 is the source of this 1269-nucleotide messenger RNA. RefSeq names its product Argininosuccinate synthase. The coding region runs from base 1 to 1269 and encodes 422 amino acids. The record is from RefSeq and is a predicted model, not a curated record. Gene Ontology annotation, molecular function: ATP binding; argininosuccinate synthase activity. Lineage: Eukaryota; Fungi; Ascomycota; Sordariomycetes; Amphisphaeriales; Sporocadaceae. Gene Ontology annotation, biological process: urea cycle; L-arginine biosynthetic process. The transcript has 15 exons. Gene Ontology annotation, cellular component: cytoplasm.
AUGUCUUCCGACAAACGUGUCUGCCUCGCCUACUCUGGCGGUCUCGACACUUCGACAAUCCUCAAAUGGCUGAUUCUCGAGGGCUACACCGUCGUCGCUUUCCUUGCCGAUGUCGGUCAGCAGGAAGACUUUGCUGAGGUCGAGAAGAAGGCUCUGGCUCUCGGUGCUGAGCGCAUGAUCAUCGAGAACCUGCAGCAGGAGUUUGUUGAUGAGCUCAUCUUCCCUGCCAUCCAGUGCAAUGCAAUUUACGAGGACCGAUACCUCCUUGGAACGAGUCUGGCCCGCCCCGUCAUUGCUCGCGCUCAAGUCCGGACCGCCCACAAGUACAACUGCAAGAUUCUCAGCCACGGCUGCACUGGCAAGGGCAAUGAGUACGUUUUCUCGCGCCAAGUCAGAUUCGAACUUGCCUGGAAGGCAUGCGACCCUAGCCUCUCCGUCAUCGCCCCAUGGAGAAUUCCCGCCUUCUUCAACCGUUUCGCAGGCCGACAGGAUCUCCUGAAGUUUGCUGCUGAGAACGGCAUCCCCGUCUCGUCCACUCCCAAGGCCCCGUGGUCUCAGGACGAUAACCUGGCUCACUGCAGCUACGAAAGUGGUAUCCUCGAGAAGCCUGACAUGCCUGCACCCAAGGAUGUCUGGACUCGAACUGUCGAUCCCCUCGAGGCCCCCGAUGUCCCCACCAAGUUCUCUGUCACCUUCCGAGCUGGAAUUCCCGUCGAGCUCAAGGUUGAGGGUGGUGAGACAGUGACCGGCUCUCUUGAGCUCUUCAAGGCCCUGAACGACAUCGCUGGCCGUAACGGCGUUGGAAGAAUAGAUAUUGUUGAGUCGCGCUUCAUUGGCCUGAAGAGUCGUGGAGCCUACGACUCUCCUGCAUUGACUGUGCUCAGACUUGCACACAUCGAUAUUGAAGGAAUGACAGUCGACUCCAAGGUCAAGCAGAUUAUGCACUGGAUUGGAAACGAGUGGUCGCAGUGCCUUUACAAUGGCAUGUACUUCUCCCCUGAGCGUGAAUUGCUCGAAAACUCCAUCCACUUCAGCCAGAAGCACGUUCACGGUACAGUGAACAUGAUGGUCUACAAGGGAGCAGCUCACGUCCUUUCCAGGUCUGCACCUGAGAGCAUCUUGUACAGUGAGGAACAGGCCAGCAUGGACACCCUUGAGGGCUUCAGCCCGGAGGAUACCAGUGGAUUUAUCGCCAUCCAGGCUAUCCGACUGGAGAAGUAUGGUGCUGCCAAGAUCCAGUACGGCGAGCCCUUGACUCGGGGUGCAUAG